Molecule: messenger RNA, 324 nt
Organism: Cylicocyclus nassatus
Lineage: Eukaryota; Metazoa; Nematoda; Chromadorea; Rhabditida; Strongylidae
Source: the annotation of a GenBank genome assembly
AUGUCGUCAGAAAUUCCCCUCCAAGCUAAAUCUUUUGAAGGAAUUUGGUCAACUCAACUCUCAGAUACCGAAAGGGUGUCCUUCGCUCAAAGCAUCAAGGCGGCUUUAAGUCGAGCCAUGGGUCAGUUUCCCAUACAAAGAGAUGAUCGGGCAGAAGCAUCCGUGUAUCUUUCGAAGACAGAUACGCUUCGAGAUGAAGUUGAUGUCAAGGGAAGUGAAGAAGAGGAGAAUGAGGAAACCACGGACGAACUGGAUGCGAGACUGAACAAAGCAAUAAUGAGAGAAUCUUCGAAUAUGCAUGUUUCACCCAAUAGAAUUUCAUAA